UUGCUAAACGCUGAACAGACAGAGAAGCGUCGAUAUCGCAACCUGCCUUCGAAUGCGAAUGUAUGUGGUGGUCCCCCAUCGGUGGUGCAGUCGUGCUCGUUCCCGGACGCACCAAUUUUGGAUUUCCGUGCGCAAGUAGGGACAUAACCGCAACUCCAAACAGUCGAAGACAUGGAGUACUGGCCUCUGCUCACCCUCCUCGCGCUGGGAAUGUUCGCAAUUGGAUGCAACGCCGGCAAUAAAUGGCAGAAGAACGAGUCAUCGGACAAGUCGAUCACAUGCUACCAAUGCAACUCGGAGUUCGAUCCGAGAUGCGGAGAUCCCUUCGAUCCGUACACGCUGGGCACCGUCAACUGCUCGAUGAAGAAACCGCUGGAACACAUGAAGGAUCACAAGCCCAUCCUCUGCAGGAAGAUCACCCAGACAGUUCAGGGUAAGGUGCGAGUGAUCAGAGGAUGUGGAUACAUAGAAGAAGAAAACGAGAAAGAAUGCUACCGUAGGACAGGAACCCAUGAUGUCCAAAUAAUAUAUUGUUCCUGCACGAAGAGCCUCUGCAAUUCUGCCUACACAUUUAAUCGUCCAUCAAUCGCGGCCGCUCUUCUGAUCGUCCUAUUCAUGGUUCGCCUAGCGUAAUCGCUAGAAAUAUCAAAAAAAUAAUAAAAGUCUUACUAAACAAGAAGGACCCGAAGCCAUCCAACAACAUUAAAAAACGGAAAAAAUAAUUUUAAAAAAAUCGGGUUUGGAAAUAUUGAAAGAUCAAGCAAAUAAUUAGUGAAUUAAAAAGAUGAAAUCUACACUAGGUACAUUACAAUUUUUUUAAAUGAGGAUCUCGAAAGCCCCGCGCGUUUCGAAGUUAUACGCUACACGUAGAUAUGAAAAGAAAAUUAAAAAUAAACGAUAAAGUUUUGAUUUAGCAAUGCUAAGUAGUGCUAAAAACUAAAAUAUGAAAAGAAAAUUGAUUGAACGAAACGCUUCAUGUAAUCAUACUUUAAAGAGUCGACAACUUAAAAUCGCAGCCGAAAGUUAAUUUAAAGCGGGGUUUCUAAUAAAAGGUUAAUUAAUGCAAGAGUACACAGGGAGGUUAAUUUAAGGUCGUUAAACCAAUUUAUCCUGCCAUUCGAAUUUGUUUUGACUUCCUUUUAGGAAAAAAAAAAUCAUUUAUAUAUAAAUAUAUAAAAAAAUAAUUAAUUUUAUUGAAUUGUUAAACACUGCCAGCAAUGGUUAAUGUGCAACAUCCACUUAUGAGAAAAUUCAGAAAAUCGUGCAUUUAAUUGUUGUUUCAUUUAAGUUAGUUGUUGCUAAGGUAUUAAGGGUAUCACUAACAUUUAGGAUUCGAUGCUAAUUUGCAAAACAAACCAAACCAAUAUACGAAACAUAAAAAGAACAACAACAAACAAACAAAAUGGAGUGCGCGAAGGGCGUUCAAACUUCUUGCAUCCGGAUCGAACGAUGCAUGAUUGUUUUGGCGCGUUGCCUUUUGAAUUAUAUAACUAUGUUGGAAUAUUAUUAUUACGUGUAUACAAUCGCAACACCAAAAUACAAUUGUCGAAUAAUCACCGAAAGAAGCGCUAUAACUCACGACUCAUCACACACACACACACUCACACCAUGUAAAGUAAAUGCGAUUGAUGUGAUAUUCCAGCAUGUUAUAAAAGCCUUUCAAAAUUAUAUUUAAUACGCAAAGAAAAAAUAUAUAUAUAUAUUGUUAUAUAAGGUAUAUGAAAUCGACGAGAGAAUAAAGUUAUUAAAUA
Molecule: messenger RNA, 1751 nt
Organism: Nicrophorus vespilloides
Lineage: Eukaryota; Metazoa; Arthropoda; Insecta; Coleoptera; Silphidae
Exons: 3
Coding region: 172-633 (153 amino acids)
Biological process (GO): positive regulation of voltage-gated potassium channel activity; sleep; regulation of synaptic transmission, cholinergic
Source: RefSeq, a predicted model, not a curated record